CCGCGAUUGAAUAUUGGAAGACUCAGCUCGGGGUCAUCCCAGUCGGGUUAUAAGAAGAUAUUGAAGAUGCCUCCUGUAGCCCAAUCGUCAGGACUUCUCCCUGUGUCUUCAACCCCUCCUCGUCUCGUUCUCUAUGCGCAGACUCAUCAUACUCCUGAAGGCAAUCCAAUCUCGUUACUUCCCCUAAUCACACAGAACACCGGCGUCACGCACGUCAUUCUCGCUGCGCUCCACAUCAAUCAGGGUCCCGGGAACAUCUCACUCAAUGAUGAUCCGCCAGAUCAUCCCAAGUUCGAUACCCUUUGGGCUGAAGUAGGAUGGCUGCUUGGUGCUGGCGUCAAAGUGUCAAUCAUGGUUGGUGGUGCAGCCAAGGGAAGUUGGGAGCGGUUGAGUGGAAGUGAAGAAGAAUUCAAUGCCUACUUUGAACCGGUAAUUGAUCUUAUCAAGAGACACGGACUGUCUGGCCUCGAUCUCGACAUUGAAGAAGAGGUUCCACUAGCGACGCCUAUGCGUACCAUGCGCCGACUCGAUUCCGUGUUUGGCAAAGACUUCCUCCUUACGUAUGCGCCGACAUGUACCGCGUUACUUCCAGAAACGAUUAAAAAUCCCCUCCUCCCUGUGCGCCCCUACCAUUUCGACCACAGCACGCCUGUGCCGAACGGCAAAGCUGCUUGCACCGAGCCUACACUAAAGCAUCUAAGCGGUUUCUCCUAUCCUGAGCUAUUUGGGAGCGAGAUUGGCUCGAGGAUAUCGUGGUUGAAUGCACAGCUGUAUUGUGGAUGGGGAGAUGCUUCGCAGCCACAGUGGUACGAUGCGAUCAUCGCGGCGGGAUGGCCAGCGGACAAGGUUGUUCUAGGAGUCGUGACGACAUCACGAAACGGAUCUGGGAGUGUCCCUCUUGCGAAGCUCUUGGAAGUCUUCAGGACUCUACGUAGUCGUCACCGCGGGUUUGGUGGUGUCAUGGGUUGGGAGUACUUCAACUCAGGAGAAAACGACCCUGACAUGGCCGGCAAAAACCCAUGGGAUUGGGUCAAGGCCAUUGGUCAGACGAUACGGAGUGUAGUCGAGAUACAGCCAGUCCAUACGCCUCACCCAUGGAGAGAAGAAGAUGUGUUAACCUUGGUCGAGCUGGGGUUCAGUCGCGCCGAUGCGAUACAAGCUCUCAGUGCAACAGAAAACAACGUUGAACUAGCAGCUGGUAUUCUAUUUGACCAAUGAUUUCGGUGUGGCCAAGAAUGUCAGAUAUGAUGCCUCCCAAUAGAAUUGUGGCUAAUCUCGAGACAACCGACGCCUUUCCGAGUCCCCUGCUACUACCC
Messenger RNA from Pseudovirgaria hyperparasitica, 1316 nucleotides. Its product is annotated as glycoside hydrolase. The coding region runs from base 67 to 1218 and encodes 383 amino acids. Gene Ontology annotation, molecular function: protein binding. Gene Ontology annotation, biological process: carbohydrate metabolic process. The record is from RefSeq and is a predicted model, not a curated record. The transcript has 2 exons. Lineage: Eukaryota; Fungi; Ascomycota; Dothideomycetes; Acrospermales; Acrospermaceae.